AAAAGCGAGAUGGAGAUGCCAUUAAGCACAAAAGGAAUUGCUGUGAGCCUGCUUCUCUUUGUAUUAAGUUUGGCAGGAGCUAUUGAAAUACCGCUUUCUGUGCGGCAGCUUCCAAGUAUCAAAGAACAAUCAACUACUGAAGUUGCAUUCCCUUUUGAUGAAGAGUUUACAAUCAAGUGCAAAGCUAAAGGAAACCCACCGCCAAUUUUUAACUGGACAAAGGAUGGAAAGCCAUUCGAUCUACUGAGUGACCCAAGGAUACUUCCAUCCAACAGUUCUGGAACUUUUGUUAUCAGAAACCAAGGGAAUAUAUCCAUUUUCCAAGGAAAAUAUUGCUGCUAUGCCAUUAAUGAGCUGGGAACUACCAUGUCAGAGGAAAUUGAACUCAUUGUUCCAGGUAUUCCUAAAUUUCCUAAAGAGAAGAUAAACCCUAAAGAUGUGGAACAUGGUGAUUCAGUGGUCUUGCACUGUAACCCUCCUAAAGGAAUCCCACCAUUACACAUUUACUGGAUGAACAUUGAUUUGCAGCAUAUCCCACAAGAUGAAAGGGUCUCCAUGAGCCUGCAGGGAGAUCUUUACUUUGCAAAUGUGGAUGAAAAUGACAGCCGGAGUGAUUAUUGCUGCUUUGCUGCAUUUCCAAGACUACGGACAAUUGUACAGAAAAUGCCAAUGACAUUGACAGUUACACGUUCUAAACAUGCUAAUGAUUCCAGUUCACCUAGUGCUACUGCAGCCAAUUUAAUCAAGGAACGGAAACCAAGACUGCUUAUUCCCCCUGAGUCUUCUGGCCACAGUUCUGAUGUGACUGUUAUCAAAGGAAAUGAUCUUUUUUUGGAAUGCAUUGCUGAAGGACUCCCCACACCACAUCUAACCUGGAACAGAGUAAACCGAGGAGUAAUAGACAAUUAUGGGAAGGUAUUGAUGGUAGAGAAAGUUACUCCAGAUGAUGGAGGAAGAUACAUAUGCAUAGCCAAGAAUGCUUUGGGAGAAACAAGACAUGAAUUCAAUGUUCACAUUGAAGAGCCACCUUCUUGGGUAGACAAACCACAAAGUGGAGUUUACAGUAUUGGUGAAAAUCUUGUAUUGUUGUGUAACGCUAUUGGUAACCCAGAGCCAACUAUAAAGUGGAAACGGAAUGGUCAGCCUCUUGGUGAAAUUAAACACAGCAGAGGUAUGGUUACAACAAGGGAGAUCAGUAUUAUCCAACUACAGCUGCAAGACAGUGCAGUGUACCAGUGUGAAGCUACCAACAACCAUGGGACAAUCCUUGCCACAGCCAACGUGGAUGUUCUUGACAUUCGACCAGAAGUGCUAACUCCAGAUGACGAAGAGUAUGUCGCUGUUGUUGGUUAUGCAAGUUACUUGCACUGUCUAUUUUUUGCUGUUCCUCUACCGGAUAUUACUUGGUCAAAAGAAGACAGCAUAUCACGUCUUGACAUGCCACCUUAUUAUCAGUAUCAAAAUGGAACCCUCGAGAUCAGAGAAACGAGGAAGACGGAUUCUGGGUCUUAUACUUGCUGGGUGUCAAAUUCUGUUGGAAGAAGUGCUAUCACUGCUACUCUUACUGUCAGAGAUGCUACCAAAGUUUCUGUUACACCUAAAAAUCCACAAGUUUUGAAAUCACAUUCAAUCGAAUUUAAAUGUCAUUCUGAAUAUGACUCACAUUUGAGACACCAUUUUAAAAUAUCUUGGCGAAAGGAUGGAGAGGAGCUUGACAUGAACAGAACAGAGGGCAGAAUAAUUAUUGAGAUGGACACGUUGUUAAUACCAAGUGUGGAAUUAGAAGAUAAUGGAGUGUAUACCUGUGUAGGCAGUACAUCACUUGACAGUGCUGUAGAUGAUACCCGUUUAACCGUCCUCCAUAUCCCCGACCCACCAGAAGACCUCUACCUCUCAGAGAAGCAGAUCAGAAGUGUGAGAUUGUCAUGGACUGCUGGAAACAGCAACAACAGCCCAAUUAAUGAAUCUAUUGUGGAGUUUGAAGAGAACCGAUGGGAGCCCAGAAGGUGGCAGGAAUUAAUCAAACUUCCAGGGAAUGUUACUACAGCUGUUGUGCCACUCGCCCCUUAUAUAAAUUAUCAGUUCCGCGUUAUCUCCAUUAAUGGAGUUGGGAGAAGCCAGCCUAGUGAACCAUCUGAACGAUAUGAAACACCACCUGCUGCUCCGGACAGGAACCCAGAAAACAUUCGAGUUGAAGCAUCUGAACCCCAUGAGAUGAUCAUGAAAUGGGAGCCAUUGAGGCCAAUGGAACAAAAUGGACCAGGGAUGGAGUACAAAGUAAGUUGGCGACGGCAGGGCAUCGAGAGUGACUGGAAUGAAGAAACAGUGAAAAAACAUUCCUUGAUAUUGAAGAACACCCCCACCUUUAUCCCAUAUGAUAUAAAAGUCCAGGCAGUGAACAACCUCGGCUCGGGCCCUGAACCCAUUGUAAUAACUGGCUAUUCAAGCGAGGACAUUCCAGAAGCAGCUCCAUCCAAUGUAAUUGUGCAAGUCAUCAACAGUACUCUGGCUAAAGCCAUCUGGUCUACAAUUCCGAAGGACAGAGUUCGCGGGCAUCUCAGAGGUUAUAAGGUCAGCUGGUGGAAAAUAAGAAGUCGUCUGGAUGGGAAAAAUCAUCACCCUGAGAAACAUUCUCUGAUGUUUAACGCGGACCGAAAUGAUGGAAUGAUUCCUGGUUUGGAGCCUUUUAGUGAAUAUCGCUUAACUGUUUUGGCUUUUAAUUCCAAAGGGGCUGGACCAGAAAGCCUCAUGUAUGACUUUCAAACACCAGAGGGAGUCCCUGAAAAACCACAUUUCCUAAAAAUAUUAAACUUUGAUAAAGAAUCAGUAACACUGUCAUGGGGGCCACCGAAGAAACCAAAUGGUAUUGUCACUGGAUACAUUUUACAAUACCAGAUAAUCAAUGAAACGGAUGACAUUGGGCCUUUGCAUGAAGUCAAUAUUACCAACCCUUUAUCAUUCACCUUGAGGCUUUCCAAUCUGAGUGCCAGCACCAAGUAUAAGUUCUAUGCAAAGGCCUGUACCCUGCAAGGCUGUGGGAAACCUAUCACCGAAGAAGGAAUCACAAUAACUGAAGGCAGUAAAGCUGUCGGGAAGAUUUCUGAAGCAGUAAAACCUACUCAAAAGACUCAGCCUCUUGAGGCACUUGAGCCUGGAACUGCAUACACAGUUCGUCUAGUGACUAAGCAUUGGGUUGAUAAUAAUAGCAUUUCUGCAGAUGUAAUUGAAACGAGGGGGAGAGCUUACGCUGGGAUUUAUGAACGAAUCUCUACACAAGGAUGGUUUAUUGGACUGAUGGGUGCCAUUGCAUUGCUCACCUUAUUAUUACUCACAGUCUGUUUUGUUAAAAGAAACAAAGGAGGGAAAUAUUCAGUGAAAGAAAAAGAAGAUUUGCACCCAGAUCCUGAAGGUCAAUCCAUAAAAGAUGAAAUAUUUGGAGAAUAUAGUGACAGCGAUGAAAAGCCACUCAAAGGAAGCCUGCGGUCUCUUGACACAGACAUUAAAACUGCUGAGAGUGCUGAUAGUUUGGUAGAAUAUGGAGAAGGUGACCACAGAAUGUUCAAUGAAGAUGGUUCAUUUAUUGGUGCUUAUACCGGAUGUAAAGAAAAAGCUUCAGUCGAAAGCAUUGGGAGUUCUACAGCAACCUUUCCUCUCCAUGCAUAAAAUAUUAGCAUGAAUGAUUCAUUUCAAAUCACCAUAUUUAUCUUUACUAGCCAUCGAAUAUCAUCCAAGGCAGCAAUAAGCUGCAGAAAGUUCAAGAUCUCGGCAUCCGGCUGUAUAGAAACAGGCAGCUGACUGCAAUUUUUUUUUAAAAAAAAAACUCUUUCUCCUGAUGAUGCGGGCAUUUUCACCUCAUUAAAAUAUGACACAUAAUUACAGUUUGUAAAACAUAUAUCACUCAGUCUGACCAAAACCAGAGCUACUUCAGUGUUAUAUAUGUAUAUAGGAACCAGCUACCCUCCAUGUUUCUAUCAACCCAAUCCUGUUGUGUGUAACUGCGACAGCACAUCAAACAGCUUAUAAUAAAAUGGUUACGUUGGCUUGGAAAGUAUGGCAUGUCUGUCCUGGUGUGCUGCCUAUCAGUUGUAAUCCCAUUUCAAAACGUUAUUGCCAAAUAUUGGAUGUGUUGUAUUGUGCUGACAUGACUGAAGAAGUGGGGGGCUAGUGCCAUUAGGUUGUUCUCUGUAAAUGAAUAAUCGCCAGUCUUUCCCCUGCCACUUGCUCUUGGAUAUUCAGUUUUGUUGGUCAGGUCUAUGCUAAGCCAUACACCACAAAUGCCAGUGAUGGUAAGUGAUGGUGUAGUUCCCAGGACUACAUCGUACUUCAAGGACACCAGCACCAGCACAGUGUAUUCUACACGCUCAACAUUUAUUUGGCAAAAUAAUAUUGGGCCUUAAAUUAGAACUUCCUCUUUUCAGUAACUCUGUUCCUCUGUUUAUACACUACAAGCACCAUUAACUAAUAUGCCAUAAACUCAGUAUUAUACGGUUCAGCCUGAGAAGGCAGCAACAGUUAAUUCAGAAAUAAACUGUUAUAUGAUAAAACUAACAGAGAAAUGCAUUCCAUACUAUAUACUAUUUAAUAUUAUAAAGAAACGACCCAAUCAAGUUUAGAGCUUAAAUUAUGUGCUGAUGGCUGGGGCUUAGAAAUGCAGCUCGCCGUGACUGUCAACAAGAUGCUUUCGAUUUACAGAAGCAUCGGGUUAAACAUUUCUCUCUUUUGACCACUAGCUGGCACUCUUUCUUUAUUCAAUCAGCUUUAUUCAAUGUCAGAUGCAUCCAAAAUCCUUGUGUACCAGUCUAAGUAGAAAUAGUUUUUCUCCCUAAGGUAUUUUGUUACCACCUCCAUAAAAGAUGUCUUUUUAAGCAAGCUGGGUUUAUUGGCAUCCCUAUUUGUAUAUUUGCAUCCCUAGUACAUAACAAUUUUUGUGUGUGUGAAUUCUUCUACAUAUUAUGUUUAUAUUGAUACAGUCAGAGCAAGCCACAUCAGUUGUAUUUCUCAGCAAGACGCAAUAGUAGUGGAGGGUAUGUUCGCUGGCAGCAAUUGAGUUGCUCUUGUCAAACUGAGUGUAUCUAAAUAAGACUCAUUCUUCAUACAAAAUGUAUCAAGAUAUUUCUGCAGUGUUGAAUCUCCCCCAUCUCAUUCUUAAAAAAAAAAACAAAAAAACUUUCUUCCAAAUCCUUAGCCAUGAAUAUUUUCAGAUUUGUUUAAGUCUCAAUUUAUGUUCUGAUGGAUCAAAGCAAACAUUAAUACUGAACAGGGUAUAUAUAUAUAUAUCAAAAUUAUUUCUUUGGGCAUGUAAAGCAACUAUUACCCAGAACUAAAACUAUUUCUGUGAGUGAUGCACAAAGGCGGUCAUGUUUGUUACAAUUAUAUUGAAGGCUGUUGCAUGAAAAAUUAUUCCAGGCAUGAUUUAUCUUUGCAUUCUAUGUGGACAUGUUUUUAGUUUGUUACUUAGCCUUAUUUCAUGUUAUCUGUUAGGCUUUUUUUACGAUACAUACUGCUACAUCUGGAAAAUGUGUAUGUUCUGAGCAUGCAUCAAUAUUAUAAUACUUGGAUCUCU
Messenger RNA from Eublepharis macularius, 5563 nucleotides. RefSeq names its product cell adhesion molecule L1 like (gene CHL1). Gene Ontology annotation, biological process: cell-cell adhesion; brain development. Gene Ontology annotation, molecular function: cell-cell adhesion mediator activity. The record is from RefSeq and is a predicted model, not a curated record. Lineage: Eukaryota; Metazoa; Chordata; Lepidosauria; Squamata; Eublepharidae. Bases 10 to 3663 code for a protein of 1217 amino acids. The transcript is spliced from 26 exons.